AUGGAAAACAACAUUUUGCAAGAAGCCCAGGAUUGGAAAACUUGUAUAUCUGAGUCAAAGCAAAACAUUGAGGCAAUUUUUUCUUCGUUUAAACUAAAUAAUUCUUAAAUUAGCUAGCUCCAAGCCAGCCAUGUUUAAGUCACUUGCUUAGCUCUGCCCUCUUACUUGCCAGACCGAUUAUAAGGUCUGAAGCCAUUUGUUACUCCCUCAGACUAGGGCUUGCUGAGGUAAAGACACUGGGUCAUGCCCUUACGUCAAUGAGCUAUAAAUUUUCGAAAAUUCAAAAAGUGAAUUUUCUGGUCAGGUUAUUGGCCAGGCUGGAACUUGUAACCCAGGACGCAGACCCUGGUAUCGUGCAGGGAAAUUGCCUAAUUGGCAAAGCGAACUCCCUCUGGCCUUGCUGGGUUAUCCUUUUCCAACUUCUAGUUCCAUCUUCUAUUGAGGUAAACCUUGCCUUAUGUGAGCCUGCAAUCGGUCAGCACAAUAUUGCACUCCAUCAUAACAAGUAAAGCCAGGCUGGGCACACUCACCGCAUGCUGCUCUCCCUUCCAUAAGGUGCCUACUUUGGUCUGGCUGCAAGUGUCAAAAGGGAGGUUGAUUUGCAAACCAUUUUAUAUAUAACUAAAUUAUUCAAAGGAAGGAGAAUCUUUGAUGAGAAAGAACAAAAUUUAUCUCAUGGACUUAAGGAAGAAAGAACGCCAGCUAAAAUUUUCAGUGGAAAAAGUCAAAACCCAAUUAAAUAAUCAAAGAGAAUAUACAGACUCUUUAGUUGACCAGCUUAAAAGCUACGAGUUCGAAAAAAUGGGACUCACUAGAGAAAUUCAAGCAGCAAAAGAUUUGGAAACCAAAGAGCUCAAUAAAUUGGGGAUUGAUACAACAGGAGAUAGAGAGAUUGUUAUGAAAGCCCUCAAGGAUGAGCAUGCUAAGCGAAUAAAACUAUCAGAAGAGCUCCAAUCACUCAAACAAAUUUUAGAUUCCAAGCAAGCAAAAUGCAAAGAAAUUGAAGACUCAAUAAAGAAAAUCCCAGAGAGCUUGCAGCUAAUGCAAACCUCAGUCACAAAUUUUCAGUUGCAAUGCGAUGCCUUUACCUCAAAAUUCCAUGAAAACUUAAAUUCUGAAAUUAUGGAAAUUGAAGAGGGAGAAAAAGAAGAAUCUGACACAAAAAUGAUAAUUGAAACCCUUGAGGAGGCAAAAGCCUGCGAAAAUCCAGCUUAA
Molecule: messenger RNA, 1215 nt
Organism: Blepharisma stoltei
Lineage: Eukaryota; Ciliophora; Heterotrichea; Heterotrichida; Blepharismidae
Source: the annotation of a GenBank genome assembly